GAAGAAACAUUAGAUAUAAAAAAUCUUAUAUACACGUUUGGUUCCAAAAUAGAUUAUUCAACUGAGCAAAUAUCAAUUUUAUACGACCGAUUUAUCCAAACAAAAUUACUAUUGACCGAAAAUCAUAUAAACCAAAUGUCAAAGUUAUAUUUUUAUCAAAAAAAUCGAAUUAAAGUACUUAAUUAUCCUCAAAAAGAAAAUAUAAAAAAUAAGAAGCAUAGACCCAAAUUAUCUCCAAAAAAAUUCGAACCUUAAAAAAUGAUAGCCGAAACAGAUUCAAAUUAAGAAACUUAAGUUUCAAGUAUAUUAUCUUAAGAUUUCCAAGAAAUAAAAAAUCACAAGGCAUCAAUGAAAAAGAGUUCUUUUAUGGAAAAAAUUUCCGGAAUGAAAGUAAAAAAUAAAUCAGAAUAAGAAAAAGAAUUCGAAAAAAUGAAAAAAGAAAUUGAUUAGAUAAAUAUAGAUGAUAUAUGCAAAAAAAACAUUACUGCUAUUGACUCUGAUGAACUAAAAAAUGAAUUUGAAAAAAAAUCUCCUGAAUUAAGAAAUUCAAAUAAUGAAGAAGAAGAUGAAUAGUAAUAUUAAAUUACUGAUUAUUCUUCUAAUGAAAGUUCAAAUUUUGGUUCUCCUUAGUUUGUCUGGUUAUUAAUCCAAUUUAGAAUUUCUUUAUUAUUCUGA
Messenger RNA from Ichthyophthirius multifiliis, 675 nucleotides. RefSeq lists its product as hypothetical. Lineage: Eukaryota; Ciliophora; Oligohymenophorea; Hymenostomatida. The transcript is spliced from 3 exons. The record is from RefSeq and is a predicted model, not a curated record.